This is a messenger RNA of Iphiclides podalirius (scarce swallowtail), 528 nucleotides long. Lineage: Eukaryota; Metazoa; Arthropoda; Insecta; Lepidoptera; Papilionidae. The record is from the annotation of a GenBank genome assembly.
AUGUCUAGACAAACAUCUAGGCUUGAUGCAAAGAAAGUCAAUGCAGAACUAUUGACACUUACUUAUGGGGCCUUAGUAUCACAAAUGCUAAAGGAAACUGAAAAUACUGAUGAUGUAAAUAAACAUUUAGAACGCAUUGGAUACAAUAUGGGCGUACGUUUGAUUGAAGAUUUUCUCGCCCGAACUACUUCCAACCGUUGUUUGGAGAUGAGAGAGACUGCUGAUAAAAUCCAACAAGCUUUCAGGUUAUAUCUGAACAUGCAACCUACAGUAACUAGUUGGAGUAGUUCAGGGGAUGAGUUUUCUCUUGUAUGGGAUCAGUGUCCACUGAGUGAGUGGGUAGAGUUACCAAAUAAUGGUCUUAAAUAUUGUGCCCUUAUACCUGGCGCUAUUCGUGGCGCUUUGCAAAUGGUUCAGCUGGAAGUACAAUGCUGGUUUGUCCAGGAUCAAUUGAAAGGCGAUGCCGUGACUGAGCUCCGAGUGAAAUAUAUCAAGAGAUUAGAAGACGCCGUGCCGGCUGGCGAAGAU